CAGCAAUCCCGCUUCCAGAACGGUAACCUCAUGGCAACGCAGUCCAUAACCACUCUCAACUCAAGUCCAUCGAAGAUCUGCCAAUUGUAGCGAAAAGCGGCAUUGCGCUGCGACCGAGAGUGGGCGACGCUUACAAUGGCGGAUGAAGAGACGAUAGCCCAAUUUGCUUUGUCAGAGGAAGAACGCGAGCUGAUCCAAAAGAUUCGGCGAUCCGAAGCUGAUGCUUCAGACCCUAGGCUGCAACUGACACUGGAGCUCUCUCUAUAUGCUGGGAGUCGCUAUCUUGGCAGCUAUGAUAUUGAAGCUACCCGGAUGGUCUCGCAAUUUGCGCAUUACGGAACUUUGUAUCUCGAGAAGGUGUUGAGGGGUCUAGAACCCGAAGAACAAUCCGAAGGUGGCAAUGGAGAUUUUCAACUCAACGACGGCGAUUCGAUUUUGGAUACCCUGAGCAUUCUUGAAGAACAGCCAGAUGCUGGCAACGAGAGCGUUCAAUUAAAGGAUAGCGACUCCAUUUUGGACACUCAGAGUACCCUUGAGGACAACAAUACCGCGGACAAUGAUGACAAGAAGCCAAUAUCCCGGCAUGCGAUACGAGAAGAACUCGUUCCAUCAUACGUAAAGGAUAUUAUUUUUACUGCCAGUAGAGAAGCAGUCAGCCCGGCUUGCGAAGAACAGCUACGUAUCCAGUUCCCAGGAGUAAUCGUCACGCGCGACUGUUCUAAGGUGGAACAUGAGGAGGACCAGGAGGUUGAUGAGAUGGAGCAAGAGGAGGACCAGAAGGCGGCAGCCACAGAGAAGCCCAAGUAUGCAUGGACAUCUACUGAGUUCACACAAGGCCCCAUCAAGAAACUUGCAGAUCUUGUCCAGUAUGCCACACACCCGCCUACCGACCAUGAAUUUGGCUUCAACUUUCCAUUAGGCGAAAUCUGGGACACUCUCCCGGAAUCUCGAAAGCUAGACAUUGCCCAUGCACGAGCAAUCCAGGGUCGGUAUGGAAAAACCGUCGACGGACCCGGAUGCAGCCAGUGCAUAGCGGAGGGCUAUGAGUGUAAGGUCUAUCACCAACAACUUGAAGACCUAUCCCACAUUGGGCCCCAUGGACAUGCCUGUCAAAAUUGUCGUCUACGGGGCACAGCUUGUGAUACUUCUGCCGCCGCUGAAGAUCGACCUACAUCGAGCCUGACUGGGGAUAAGAUUGAUCCAACCGACAAUACACAGGAGUCUAAUCUGGCUUCUAACGUAAGCCUCAACGAUUUGGGUUCGCACAUCGGGGACGUCGAUACUAGUGGUCGGCAAGAUGAGAUACCUCCAGAGUCAGAAGAAAGCCGAGAAAGCGGAUCCUUGGAUCUUCAAGUCACCAACAGCCUGACGGCUGAUCCUAUCAUGAAGAGGGCCCUAUCCAUUGGUCUCGAUCUCAGCAAAACUGACAUGGAAGAGACUCUCAGCCUGUAUAGAAAAUUGCGCGCGAGCAAAGUCGUCAGCCCUUCUGAGGGGGACAAUGUUGCACUUGAGCACCAAUACAAAACUCUUACCACGCUCUACAUACUCGCCCCCAAGGAAAUAGAGAAACUACGGGAUGCAGUGCUAUUAGAGUUCCAGAGAAUAAGCUGCUACUACUUUGAAAGCUUACCUGGUAUUGAAACUACUGUUCUGGCCUUCAAGCAUCUACCGACACAUUCUCGGCUCUGUAAAUGGAUAGCAAUCCUGUAUGCCUCCCGGUGGAGAACUCAAGAGGACGGUGAAUAUGAAGCCUUCGUCCAAGACCACCCCAACCUUGACUCCUCGGCUCUCUGGAGGCUAUUCUAUGCCAUGAGGAAUUCGUCCACGCAAGAGUGUACAAACGAUGCAAAAUCACUGAAGAAGGUGGGCGAUAUUCAUGGAUAUGCAGAAGACAAUAGAAAAAGGCAGGCAGUUUGCAACGAGAUGCAGUUCACUCUCACAAAGAAACUGAAGAAACCGGCCUUCAUACAUGUACAAGGGAAUGAACUCAGAGCCACUUCUUCUAGGGCUAAAAGAAAACUGGAUUGCUCGCCAAUCGACGCUUUGAACCCACCAAAGAGAAAAAGAUGCCCUGUUAGAAGCAGGUGAAGGAGUAAGCGCCUUCGGUUUUGGCUAUGUGGUUGAACGUGGUGUAUACAGUGUGUCUUUAUUUGAGACCUAUACGCAGCGAUGACCUAAUUGUGAGAAGACGCGCUGUUAUUCAUAAGGAAGGCGAAGUAAACAUUCAACUCAAACCACUCGACUCUCCCACUGCAGAUCUGGCACGGUACUCUGGCGUUGGCAUAAGGUUCACGAGCACAAGACAACGUGGCAGGACAUUCAAUAACUUUGAGUAGUACAGUUCUCUCGAUAGAUAGGAGGAUAGUAAAUACCUAAUAUAAUAGGUAGACUUGUAUUUUGCGUUUGCGCGGUGCACGUGUCAUGCGUAAUUUAUAUUUUGACAUCAACAAAGAAGAGACAGGACAAUGAAGAAAGGAUGUGAUGUCUCUGAAAGGGUGUAGGCAAC
Molecule: messenger RNA, 2506 nt
Organism: Cucurbitaria berberidis CBS 394.84
Lineage: Eukaryota; Fungi; Ascomycota; Dothideomycetes; Pleosporales; Cucurbitariaceae
Exons: 2
Coding region: 136-2088 (650 amino acids)
Source: RefSeq, a predicted model, not a curated record